GCAUCAAAGAUGGCGAAUGGUUAUUUUUGUUGUUUGGAAAUAACAAAUCAUUGUACGGUUUGUAAAUAUUUUUAAAUGCGUGCACUCGUUAUCCGCAUGAAAAGCACAGAAUAAUAUGAGCGAAGUGUAAACGAAAGACUAGAAAAUUACAAGACCUCCUUUGAGAUGCUUGUUAUCCACCAAUGAGAUAAAGGCUCUUAACCGUUAGCUUGUUCUGGGAACGCUAUGGAUUGCUCCGAACAGUGUAUCGUGUGAAUAACGUAUUUUUCGUGUCGUUGGAUGCAUUUUAUUUCCAGGUAACACUGAUUAAUAUCAGAUUAAGUAAAUCUGUUUGUUUAUAAUGCUUUUGGUGAAAUUAAUGCCUUAAAAUGUGUAACUUGACUGCAAAAUUGAAUCGACGUUGUCAUUCGUUGGUCACGUGACUAUACGAAAAGCUUAUAGCAACAAUGGCGGACAGAAAUAUUUUGAUUUUGAGAACUUAUACAAAUUAGUUAACCUCAUGCAAGGCCAUAUUGAUUUCAAAAAUAUAAUCAAGUGAUCUUUUUUGACGUUUUGUCGAAGUAAUAUCAUUUGGAUAUGUCUGGAAGAGGUAGAAGAGGCCGUGGUCGACCGCCUAAGAGAGCAGCCAUUUCGCAUAGGGCUAAUUUGCUAAAAAAACCCCGAUAUUUAUACGCUGGCUCCGGUAAUCAUGGUUCACGUCUACAGGCUAAACCAGGUGAAAGUAGUCCGUCACGUAGGGGAUCUCACGUGUAUUACCGUGGCAGAUUACGAGAAAAGUCAAACAGAGGACGCAAUUUUUUUUCAAAUAUUUUAGACUAUGAUGGAGAAGAUGAAAUUGACGAAAAUUUAUCUAGCGAUGAGAGUGAGUAUCAACAUGAUGAUGAAGUGGAAGAUGAAGGAAAUGAAUCUGAUGCAAGUUUUCCUGAAUCGGAUGAAUUAAGUGUUUACUCACAAAGUAGUUUCAGCACAAUAUCAAGCACAACACCAGCAAAAAGGAAAUGGUGUAGAAGAGCAACAACACCGAUUUUUCUUCAGGAUAGAGAAUUUCCAGAAUUAGUACUUCCAAAAUCUAGUGAUGAUUUAUUGCUAUCUAAAGAACAUCUUAUGCAAGCUUUGGGAGUUUAUGAAGUGCUUCGCCAUUUUAGAAACAUUUUGAGACUCACUCCGUUUUUAUUCGAAGAAUUUUGUGCAGCGCUUUCUUCUUCAGAUCAAACUGCAUUACUUUCUGAUGUACAUAUUAUGCUUUUAAAAGCUAUACUGCGAGAGGAGGAAGCACAGAGCACAAUGUUUGCUCCAUUAGAUAUGAGAGACACUGUGAAUAUUCAUUUUUAUUUAAUAGAUAGUAUGACAUGGCCAGCUGUGUUGCAAAUGUAUUUGCAAAGUGAUCCAGAAUACAAAGAUGUUCUCAAUGUUGUUAAAAAUUGUGAAUACCCAUUUACAUCUGUCAAAAAUCGUUUGAUAGUUCUAGAAUUUCUUUGUGAUAAUUUUCUCAUAACAUCCCCUGCCAGAGAUGAUUUAAUCAGUGAAGGUAUGAUAUACCACGAUGAUCAUUGUCGGGCCUGCCACAAGCUUGGAGAUCUUUUGUGCUGUGAAACAUGUCCAGCUGUUUAUCACUUAGCGUGCCUUGACCCUCCAUUAGAAGAAGUUCCAUCUGAAGAUUGGGUUUGUGUUAUAUGCAAAGCAAAUCAAGUUCCUGGAGUUACAGACUGUAUUUCAGAAAUAGAAAAAAAUAUGUUAUUGAGUCGCCAAGAAUGUUUAGGUAUGGAUCGUCAUGGACGAAAAUAUUGGUUCCUAUGUAGGAGACUAGUAGCGUAAGUAUGAC
Molecule: messenger RNA, 1822 nt
Organism: Stegodyphus dumicola
Lineage: Eukaryota; Metazoa; Arthropoda; Arachnida; Araneae; Eresidae
Gene: E(bx)
Product: nucleosome-remodeling factor subunit NURF301 E(bx)
Biological process (GO): regulation of transcription by RNA polymerase II
Cellular component (GO): NURF complex
Molecular function (GO): RNA polymerase II cis-regulatory region sequence-specific DNA binding; zinc ion binding
Source: RefSeq, a predicted model, not a curated record